CAGGGAGGAGGCAGGGGCUUGGCCACCACCAGCCACGUGCCCCCAGCAUGGCCAGACCCUCCCCGGCAUCGCCAGCCCUGCAUAAAAGCGCUGCCCUUGGGGAGCCCUGGCAUCCAGCACUCCUGCCUCGCUCUGCUCAGGACAAGGGCUCAACUCUCUCACACAAAGAUGUCUUGCUACGACCUGUGCCCACCAAAAACCGGCGUGGCCGUCCCCCAGCCCAUCGCUGAGAGCUGCAACGAACUGUGCGCCCGCCAGUGCCCCGACUCCACAGCCUUCAUCCAGCCUCCGCCCGUGGUUGUCACCUUCCCCGGCCCCAUCCUCAGCUCCUUCCCCCAGCAAGCCGUGGUGGGCUCCUCCGGAGCACCCGCCUUUGGGGGCAACCUGGGGCUGGGGGGCCUCUACGGGGCCGGGGCCACGCUGGGCUCGGGGGGCCUCUGCACCCCUGCCAGACCCUAUGUUUCUCCCGCAUGCAGCCCUUGCGUCUUGCCGCGCUACAGCAAGAAGCUCUGGGACACCUGUGGGCCCUGCUAGACCCACACCCGGAGCCCUUAGAGACACGGGGACGCCUCUCUUGAAGCCCACACGGACAACCUGCCUGCCUCGGCCUGCUGUGUCUUUCCCCAGUGGGCGCUUUCCUGCACUGCAAUAAAACAAUCCUGCAUCCAAUCCCUGCCUCUCU
Messenger RNA from Cuculus canorus (common cuckoo), 682 nucleotides. RefSeq names its product scale keratin-like. The transcript has 2 exons. Gene Ontology annotation, cellular component: intermediate filament. Gene Ontology annotation, molecular function: structural constituent of cytoskeleton. Bases 169 to 534 code for a protein of 121 amino acids. The record is from RefSeq and is a predicted model, not a curated record. Lineage: Eukaryota; Metazoa; Chordata; Aves; Cuculiformes; Cuculidae.